AGAGCUGGACGAAGUGGCUGGGGAGAGAAAAGUCUGGGAUUCCCUGCUUAGACUGCUGCCCUCGCGACCCGACCUCAGAUAAGCGGAAGAAGAUGGGUGGAUAGAACUCCUGGGGAACAAACCGCUACCCUACAACUAGAGCUGGCACUGACAAAUCAGUCCAAGGGACUAUCCACAGUCAGAGUCCAUCGACAUCCUUGGUGAGUUGAGCUAUAAGACUCUUCCAGGUUUCAGGAGCCUCGCCAUGUUUGGUCCUGACUUUGGGCACCAACAGGAGACCGCUCCCUGAGGUUCUCAGAGCUCCAGAUGGUUCAUACGGUUUUGACAUGUCAGAGAUGGACUCUGGCACAAGACCAUGAAAAGUACACCAUCUGAGCUUUUGUAAAGUCUGAUCCGUGUUCAACAGAAAGUAUUUGAUACACGCCCUUGUAUAAUUAUAAUUGUACAUUGUUCUUUAUGGGACUUUGACUCAUUUUGCUCUAAGACAGAAUGUGCCGUGUCCUGCUAAACGCCUUUCUAUUUCUGUCAACUUUUGUCUGCCGCUGAGGAGUAAUUGCCUCGGUUCUGUGGCUCACUCCAGCUGUGUUUCCUUCGUCUCUGGGAGUCCGAAGAGAAGAUCAUCGUUGUUUCUGCACACAGCAUGAACAUCCGAAGUUUUCUGGUGGACAAAAAGAUAUAUUUCGCCUGUCUGGCAUUGGUGGUGCUGGCGGUCCUGUGCAUCAGCAGCUACCUGCCUCACAAUCUACAUCGCUUCAUGCCGCAGCUGCCAAGCCGCGCCCCGACGUUUCACAAGUACAAUGUGAACUGCUCUGCCGUGACCGACCUGCACCCGGUGGAGCUGGGCAGGUCGCUGGCGAUCAGGAGAAAUGCCACGGAGGACCCGGAUGAGACGCUGCGCAACCUCACGGCGGACUGCUCGCAUUUCCUUCAGGUCAGGGGCUACGAAGACAUGUGCGCCACCGAGAAGGAGAGCCACUUCCACCUGGCGUACUCGCUGGUGGUGCACAAGUAUGCCUGGAUGGUGGAGCGGCAGAUCAGGGCGCUGUACUCGCCGAGUAACGUGUUCUGCAUUCACUACGACCAAAAGUCCCCCGCUAUGUUUAGGUCGGCGAUGGAAGGCUUAGCUCGCUGCUUGCCCAACGUCUUCAUCGCCUCCAAGCGCGAGUACGUCAUUUACGCCGGCUUCACUCGCCUGAAAGCCGACAUCAACUGCCUGUCCGACCUCCUGGAGGUGGACGUCCCCUGGAAGUAUGUCAUCAACCUCUGCGGGCAGGACUUUCCCCUGAAGACCAACAUGGAGCUGGUGUCGGAGUUGGCCAGCCUGAACGGCGCCAACAUGCUGGAGACGUGCCGAGCCAGCGGGUUCAAGAAGCAGAGGUUCACCUUCCACUACGAGCAGAAGGACCAGUCGUCCCCACAGAAAACGAAGCUUGCCAAGAGCGCCCCGCCUCACGGCAUCGAGAUGUUUACUGGCAGCGCCUACUUCGUGCUCUCACGUGACUUUGUUGUCUACAUGAACAACUCCGUCGUGGUCAAAGACUUUCUGGCCUGGUCAGAGGACACGUACUCGCCCGAUGAACAUUUCUGGGCAACUCUGGUGAGAAUACCAGGCGUACCAGGCGAGGUGCCUAGGAGCAACCCGGACAUCAGCGGCCUGUCGAGCAAGACCCGUAUGGUCAAGUGGAGCUACGAGGAGGGGAAGUUCUACCCACCAUGCACGGGGAAACACGUUCGCGCCAUUUGCAUCUUCGGCGCGGCCGAAGUGCGCUGGUUACUGGAGACCGGCCAUUGGUUCGCCAACAAAUUUGACCCCCAAGUGGACCCGGUGGCCUACCAGUGCCUGGAUGAAAUACUGCAGAAAAGACAAAGGUUCUUACAAUCAAAAGAGACGCCCACUUGUGACUAAUAGUUUUUUAUCGAGUCCGCAGGCUUGUUUGUACACCCCGAAAGAAGUACAGGUGUCCCACAGGGAUCAAUCCACAGUCCACUGUGGAUCUUCCCUCAUUUACCCUAACCUUUCAUUGGAACAAGGAAAUAAAACCAUAUUUGGUAACUUGAGCUGUCAGGUUCAAACACUGAUGACAUCUAUUAAACAGACAAACAAAACCAGGAAUUAAACAGAGACAGAAUUAAAUUUGGCUCAAUUGAGGAGAAAUGUCUGGGCUGUACUCUUGUACGGUCUCCACCACGCUCUGAGGAACGAUUUUAUUUGGUCUUUCCCUGAUUACAUGGAAACAGCUGUUUCUAAGGGAAGGGGGGUCGUCAACAGCCAUCGCCUUUGAUUAAAAAACGUCAUGCCUGUAAAUCAGUUUUAUGUUUGAUCAUGUUUAUGUUUUGUUUUUGGACUCUUGUUUCCCGUUUUGCACUUCCUGGUUUUGUUUGUUUCCAAAGUUACUCAUUAGUUUCCACCCGGUCUCCAAGUCACGCCCCUGUCCUCAGUCUCACACCUGGUAGUAAUCAUCAUCAGAGUCAUUAUCUAUACCAUUCUGUUUCUAUCCUCGUCCUGGGAACUUUUCUGUACUACUUGCUGCUUGCUUGUGUACUUGCUUUACUUCCCGGACUUUGUAUCGAACCCUGAUGACCACGCACCUACCUUGCCUUGCCACGCUGAUUAUUGAUUUGCCCACGGCACGUAAGCUCUUGUUUAUAUUUAUGCCUCUGUGCAAGUUUUUGGUUUGUUUUGUACCAUUGAUAGUAUCUUUUGUUUAUUUGUAUUUAGUCAUGCCAUCGGCCAGUGUCCUGACAAAAAAACAGUUCAAAGAAGAGGAGCUUGGACGAGAGACUAGAAUUCUGGAAUUCUAAUUGUUGUUAUCACUGUUGAUCGCCGGCGUCCCACAUGGAUCAGUUGACAUUAAACUGCACGACCGGCGGGGCCAAAGUCGCCCGAGUGUUUCUCCACUCACUGCUUUCCCCUUCUUGUGUACUGAAAGGUAAAGGUAAGAAUAGAAGGACAUUUAAAAAUAAAAAGUAUGAACAAGU
Nerophis ophidion (straightnose pipefish) is the source of this 2979-nucleotide messenger RNA. RefSeq names its product beta-1,3-galactosyl-O-glycosyl-glycoprotein beta-1,6-N-acetylglucosaminyltransferase 4-like. Lineage: Eukaryota; Metazoa; Chordata; Actinopteri; Syngnathiformes; Syngnathidae. The transcript has 2 exons. Gene Ontology annotation, molecular function: acetylglucosaminyltransferase activity. Gene Ontology annotation, cellular component: membrane. Bases 641 to 1906 code for a protein of 421 amino acids. The record is from RefSeq and is a predicted model, not a curated record.